This is a messenger RNA of Myxocyprinus asiaticus (Chinese sucker), 8062 nucleotides long. Its product is annotated as proline-rich protein 36-like. The record is from RefSeq and is a predicted model, not a curated record. Gene Ontology annotation, biological process: inhibitory postsynaptic potential. Gene Ontology annotation, cellular component: postsynaptic density. Lineage: Eukaryota; Metazoa; Chordata; Actinopteri; Cypriniformes; Catostomidae. The coding region runs from base 1128 to 4442 and encodes 1104 amino acids. The transcript is spliced from 5 exons.
CACACACCGGAAAACAGCUCACGUCGUUCCGUGUAGCAUUGAUCACGUUUGAGACACUGAGAGAGCGACACUCAAGCAUGGAAGAACAGGAGAGGGAGAAUCAGUGACAGCCACACGGAGGAGAGAAGAUGCCACGGAAUGACAAGGAUGGGAUUUGGAAACCUGGGCAUCACGCAAGCUUUCUGAAGAUGCCAACAAACCCUCGUUCUCCUCGCCAGUGCUUUUGGUACUGAACGUCUUGAGGAUUCUCUCUGCAGUUUGCUCGCACUCUUGCUCGGAUCAAAUGGGAAGUUUCUGAAGAAAGAAAGUCAUCCACAUUUGGGAUGGUGUGAGGAUGUUCCAGUUCUGUUCAUGUCACAGAAAAAAAGAUGAAUUGAGCGACACAAGCAAAGAAACUCAAGGACAAAUGUGACAAAUGUAACUUGAAGAGGUGUGUUGCCCAGUGAAGAUAUGCUGCACCAGAGAGGACUGUGCUCUCAUAGUCUGAGUUAGAAAGUAGGGCAUUAUAGAUGUCGGGACAUCUUCUUUCGGGUCUGCCUGAAAAUUGCCUCCCAUUAACAUUUUAUUUGUCUGGCUAUUUUUAGGACAAAUAAAUGCUCUCUUGAUCAUGAAACCAUGAUGCAGACUUCUACAACAUACUUUCCUUGCCAAAGUUUGAUGCUCUUUGGGACUUGGACAACGAGUGUUUACCAACUCUCUAUCUCUGUGUCUCUGCCAUCUUAAACUGUGUAAAGUCACCAAGGUUGCUCAUUGAGAGUCUACAUGUCCCUGUGGACUGAUGGGGCUGAUGUUCAGGAAUCACCUGUCCCCUCUCUUGCAUAUAAAGACACUUGCUUAUAAAGACUCUUUGGGCCAAAACCAGAACCUACUCUGACAGGAUUACCACAAAAACUCUCAGUCAUGUGACCAGAGGAAAGGACCAGUCACAUGCUCUGCUGCCAUCGGCUGGUCAUUUAUUUAUUUUUUUACUGCAGAAUUUAUCAUGUGCAUUUAACAUGAGACUGUGCCAAAUGUCACAUAUUCUGAGUGCUGUAACUGAAUUUUUAUUCUAAUUAACUGUUAAUUUGCAUUUGAGGCAAAAUAAUUAAAAUAAAAUAAACAAUACAGGCAAAAUUUUAUUUACAUCUAUGGUUCAUGAACUACUCUCAGAUAACAUGGUGAGCAAAGAGCCCAAUCAUUUGCCAACUGCUCACAGCCACAGCAAUGGCAACUCAGACAAAACACCCACCACCAUGACUGUGCGCUCCGUACUGCUUAACCGGAACUCUCCAGAUAUUGAGAGCAGACUUAAACGCAGACGAAGCCGCACGCAGCAGGUACGCUUUAAGGAUUUAGAGGAUGAUGGUGAGUCCAAGGAUAAAAAUGAGAAAGUGAGGAGCAACAGCCCAAUGGAACUCCCAAACUGGAAAAAGGAGUUGACUAAUGGGCCCUCUCUGGUGGGAUCAGUCCGUGGGGACAUGGAAAAUACAAUAGGGGCAGUGACUGCAUUUUUGAAGAGAGCUCCACCACAUCCACUUACCCCUGGGCCCACCAGACGCUGCUGGGUCCCAACACAUCCAUGUUCACUCACACUGCCGCUACCAAGUCAGCCAUGCAGGAGUACGGCCAUCCAAACCUCACCCAGCUUGCAGAAACCUCCCUUGCUCUGCUCCACACAGACUCGAAGUCACAGCCUGGGGGGACACUGGGAUGACGAUGAUUCCUCUGAUGAGCUGAUUGCACAUGUCGACUAUCCACACUGUAGAUCACAGAAGAGCCUAGUCCAACUGUGUACCCCGACUGAGCAAUCAAGGUGCCAAACAACUGAGGACAAUCAAUCUGCCCUUUUGAGUAGAGCAACACCACAACUCCAGCCAUGUUCCUCUGCACCACAAAAACGGUCUGGAAGAAGGGGACAGAGGAAGUACUUAAGCAGAGCAGCAAGUGAUCCUGGGAAACCCGAGCCUCCUUGUACUUCCCCAACAAAAACUUUAUCCACUAACAAAAACCACCAUGAGUCUAGCCAAUCCAAGAAAGCCCCUUCAAAAUCCGUGGCUCCUAGAACUUUAUCAUCAGAUCUGGUACCUCCACAGUGUUCUCAGACCCCCAACUUCGUCCAUAAUGUGCCAUGUAGUGUCUCUUCCACACAGACUGAACCAAAUUGUGUUUCUAAAAAACAAACUGUCCAAGACCCCACCAAGGCCCCUUUCCAAACAAGCCUUCCCAACAGUACUUCUACAUCUCCAGAGAUAGACCCUGCCUCUUGCCCAUCUCAAAUGGCACCAUCUCCUUUGCCAACCUCUCAAACUUCUUCCACCUGUCCCAAAGAAACUACAAAUGUACAAUCACAAUGUUGCCUACCACUGACUGUAGUUCCCUGCGCCUCUUUGUCACAAACGGAGCAUGCCAGUUUGGCCUCAACUCAAUCUGAGCCUUUGUGCACUACCACAGCACAAGUCACGUCCACUGUCACCACAUCAUCAACACACGUCCAAUCAUGCACGUCUCCUACUAAAACUACUAGGCAGUGUUGCAUGCCUGCUACUCAAACCAUGACAAAUUGUAAGACUCCCCCAAUUCCUGAGUCUCACUGUAUUUCUGAUUCCCAUAUAGAACCAAAACCACCUGCUCAAUCCGGACCUUGUUGCCAGACAUUGGAAGAAGCCACUCCAUGCUCCAAUAUAGCUAGCCAAAAUGCAACAUCCUGUUGUGAAGGAGUACCUGCUGUUGCCUCGGUGAUCAGCCAAAAGACUCCAACACAACCCAUGACGUGCAAUAACACCCCUAAUCAACCUGUAUACUGUGUAAUAUCUCCAACACAAGCUGUAAAUCCUAUUCAACCUGUGCCAAACUGUAAGAUCCCAAAUCAAAAUGUGCCAUUUGGUAGGUCUGCUACCCCUGUGCAAACUGCUAUCAAGUUAUCAACACACACCUCAACACCUAUUCAACCUACACCAUCUUGUAUAAUUCCCAUACAGUCUAUACCAUACUGUGCCCAAGACAAACCAGGUGCCACCACAACCUUUGGCUCUCCUACACAACAUGACCCAUCUCAUAAUUUUCCAACACAAACACUCCCUCACAUGACAUCAUUUUCUCCCAGGCCACCCUGUGCCAUUGCUCCACACAUUGCAUCACACUUUAAGGGCCCCGUUCCAGCUGCUGCACACUGCAUCCCUAUUGCACAAACUGCAAUGUGCAUUUUGGAUUCUCAAAAUGUGCCCGUUCUUAUUUACAGCCAUUCCACAGAACCUAUGCCAGGUAAACUCACCGCUGUGCAAACAUUGCCACACUGCAACUCCAGUGUGCAAAAUGCAGUGUCUUGCAACAGCCCCUCUCAAAUUGUGCAAAACUUUAAGACUUCAAUACAAACAGUUCCACACUCCAAAUCGUUUCCACAAAAUAUGUCACCUAUUCUUGGUCCACGCGAGGCUAUGGCGUAUGCUAGUAAUCCCCAGGAAACUGUGCGUCCCUCUACCAAUUUCAGGCAUUCCUUACCUCCAUAUGCUUGCCCUCCACAGACUGCUCUGCUUUACUCUAACACUGAGGCAAGCCCCACUCCUCCUCAGGCCUUUUGCAGCACUCAGGAACGACAAGACCGGAGAGAGUUUAUGCUUCCUCCACCACCUCCUCCACCUCCUCCAUACACGCCCCGCAAAGAGGGCUCCUCGACUCCAGGACAACCCCGCAAGCCUCCAGUCCCCAAAGUUGAGAACAACAACAUGGAAAAAGAGAGAGGGAAAACUGGGGUUGCAAAGCCAAAUGCUGAAGCACGUACUCAGCAUAAGAGAGGUGAAACUCCACCUCCUAUCCCUCCCAAAACUAAGGCGAGAGCCACGGUUAGGCCCACCUGUGUAAGCAGUCGACGUGCAAUCCUCGGCCCUGAAUCCCAGUCCAAUGCAAACCACCUGCCCCCAGCUGCAGGGAUGAACACCCAGGCCCCUCUUGGACCAGCAGAGGGCCAGGCAGACACACUGCGGCAGGUGCAAGAGUUGCUGGGAGGGCUCAUGUCGGGGGCUAAGUGUAAGCUGGAUCUGGCAAAGGCAAAAGAAAAACUUUUUGGCCCAAACGGCCCUCUGUACGACAUUGGGACUUUGCAGUCUCAGUUGCACAGCCUGGAAGGGGUGCUGGAGACCAGCCAGAACACCAUCAAGGUUUUACUGGAUGUCAUUCAGGAUCUGGAGAAGAAGGAGGCUGAGCGAGAUGGAAGACACUCGUAUCGAACCGGACAGGACAUUGAGAACUGUGGCACCUGCAGAGAUUGUGCCUGUAUCAUAUACAGUGUGGAGCAUGACUUCCGUCUUCAGGAGGGUCAGGUGACGCGGGUGUGGAAGGUUCCGGAGCAGCAGGAAUCAGAGCAGAGUUCUCCUCAGCUCGUAUUUCCUCCUCAGCGUCAACAGGACUCACCACAUGCCCUGCAGACGGUCAAGAAGAGCCGCAGGAAAUGCUUCUGGUUCCUCUGAACUCUCUGUUAGCAGGAUGUGACAUCAUUUGUCAACCAAUACCAAGUCUCUUCCCUUCAGGUCCUCCAAUUCUUCUCUUUUAGAGAUACGAUAUCCACUGUCCAUCUCUUGACUUGGAGCCUUUAUUUAUUAUUAUGUCAGCAUUAUGUCUUCUGUCAUUUUCACAGAAAGCUAAUUUUUUAAACCGAGAUUAAUGUUGUGGCUGUUCGCUUUGAUAUUCCAGAUUUAUAGACCAUGGCAAGAAUUAACUUCCCUUAAAGGAAUGAUUCACCCAAAAAUUAAAAAUCUGUUAUUAUUAGGGCUGUUGAACGCAUUUAAUAGUUUGAUAAUGCAAUUAAUCAUGUCCCCGUACCACAAUAAGAAAUAUUCCUACCAUCAGAGCAACUCAAGCUUGAAGUACCAUCUGUUUUCAGCAGGGGGCAGUAAGCUAAACUCCAGCUUUAUAGGCAAUGCACAGCUGAACAGAGAACAAACCACUCAGGCCUGCUUGACACUAGUGACAGCUUAAGAUGAGGACGCGUUCUAACGUUCAAACACAGCUGGACAGAGCGCAAUUCCGCAUACAGUGUCUUGAAACGUAUUUUCCUGAGUUUCAAACUAUAUUUAACUUGACACAGCAACCUGAAAACACUGUGUUUAUGACACGACUCAACCAAAGUGAGAGCUCCAAAAGCAUCCAGCUGAUGCAGGUGUACACUAACGUGUGCUAAGAAAAGCCCUAAUAAUAAAUCUGUUUCAGACAGACUGAUGUAUUCAAUGACCAAAUUGGAUUACUGUAGACUGUAGGCCAAUGCAAGGCUUAUGUUCAACAAUAUGUAAAUAAAUAAUAUAUUGACCUACAAAGUUCGACCUUGUGUUAUCAAUGCUUUACUCGUUUGCCAUAGUAAUGUAAUGCAUUUUAAUGAUAUAAAUUGUUAUAUUUAUAAUGUAUAUGAUAUUUAUAAUUAUUUAAAUAUAACUAUUUAGAAUUAUUUAAUCAUUAUAUAUUAAAUUAUUGUUAUUUGAGGGCCUUUCUCAGCAAAUAUUUAUAUAUGCGAUUAAUUGUGAUUAAUUUGAUUAAUUGAUAGGCAUCUCAUGGAAUUAAUUCAAUUAAAAAUGUAAUCGAUUGACAGCCCUAGUUAUUGUUUACCAAACCCAUAUGCUGUAGUUUUUCCAUGGAACACAAAAGGAGAAUUUUUUGAAGAAUCCUCAUGUAAAUGUAGUCCAUAUGACUUGUGUGCUACAUUUAAGGAUGCAAACGUUUUGGUAUGUAUACAUAGGAUGCUUGAGCAUUUUGAAUGCUUCAGCAUGGGACGGGGUUCCUCCUCAAGUGUUUUGCCAUUCGACUGGAGGAAGGGGGGUGCUAUGCUAUGGUUAACAAACAGUUGCUCAAUGGAUAAAGGAAACUGAUGAAUCCUGAAAAUGUUCCUCAAAAGCUCCACUCUUAACCAUGAUGGUAACCCACAAAACUACAAACAGAAAUUUUUCUAAAUUUCAAUAUAAAAAAAAACAUUAAACACUAAAAAGUCUCUCCCUUUAUAUUCAUCGUGCACAAAAACACAUAACACCUCAUUUUAACGUUUACUCUUCCUGUCGAGUCCCAUGCAUAGCAUGCUUGGAACUACAAAUCCCAUGUCCAGAUUCAGUUAACCAAGCAAAAAAUAUACAUUUUGUCCCAACACAAAUGUACGGAACGACUAAUUUCACUGACAUUUAAGAGUUGACUAGUCUAAAAAGGAACCAACCUUCAGAAAACAGUAAAAAAAAAAAAAGUGUUUAUGUGACCCAUUUAAAAUACUUAAUCUAUUCCAAAUCCGACACUAAAUUCCGCUGUAAAGGGGCAUUUAUCUGAGACGUGCUCGCCUUGCAUUAUGAUCAUUGUACUGUACAUUAAAUACAGAACAUGACAAGCAUUCACUGAAUCAACGUUUGCAAAUACAGGCAUAUUUAUUGAAAAAUUUGAUGAAUAGUGUAGGACCAGUAAAGCAACCCUAACAGCCUGUUCUAAAUGGAAUUUACCAAGUAAAAGUUACUUAACAUAUUAAAACAGUCAAGACAUUGCUGAAACAAGUUAACUCAAACCUACGAGAGUAAAGAAAUGCACUGAAAAGUUGGGCAUAUUUCACUACAUACAGUGUGCAUUAGCCAUUGAUCUGACAGCUAUUCUGUAAAGAACGUUAACCAAUAACAGUUGUAAAAUGAUGUAAAAAAAAGUAGCUCUAGGACAAAAAAAAUAGUCCUGUGAUGUAGCCUACAAUGAAACCAAAUGUAUUCUAAACAUGGUGUGCACACAGAAUAAAAGAUAGAUAGUUUAACCCGUUAAGCAGUCGGCACCUCGUUGAAAAUAGCCUUCUUAAUCAGCAGAUUAAAAAAAAUGGCAUUCCUUGCCUAAAACAGUCAUUUUCUAGGCUACUUACUCAAAAGCAUAAAUUUUUUUGAUGAGCAAACUUAACACGUCAACAUGGUCCGGCGAAAGACGGGACUUGACUCAACUGAGGCGACUAUCCUGCACUUGAAAAAUCUCCCUCGGCGGGAAAAUAAUUUACAAGCACGCACAGAUUUAAAGACUCAAACGUGAAAUCAUCCAUAGCGACAUGCAAGCCAACGUUUCGGAUAUCCGGUUCCCGCACCACCACCGAAGUGAUUUCUAUAGCUACUUUGCUGAGUUUGCUUGUCUAGCGAGAGGAUAUUUUUCUGCGCGUGCCCCGAGUGAGAGAGAGAAGAAGCACAUGCAGUAACUGCUCCAGAUAUCCUAUUUUUUAAAUAAUAUUUGUAAAAUCUGUAACAAUAAUAUGUCAGUAAUUUAAGAGCAGCCUUUGUAAAAAAUACAAAGCCAAAUGUAAAUGUUGAAAAGGUUAAUGGGGAAAAAUAUUCACCGACUAGUAAUUCCAGUGUCGACUAGCAGCAUCAGAACCAUUUAGUCGACUCGUAUCGCACAUCCCUAAUUGAGGAAAGCUGGCAAGACAGUUUUUAGUUGAAUCAACUCAGUUAAUUUAAGUUCCCUUGGUUAUGAAUUUUUUUGUAAUUUGAACAUUGUAGAAUUGAGUAAAACUGACAAAAGUAAAAGUUCAUUUUGGUGAAUGUUUUAUGGAAUAGAACUGCAUAAAGAUUCUUUAAAAUUUCAAAUUUUUGAAAUAAACAAACAUACAAAAAGCAAACGCUUAGGGGUUUGGAACAACAUGAGGGUGACUAAAUGAUAAUUUCAUUUUUGGGUGAACUAUCCCUUUAAGAGUUGAAACCAGAGUCUGAGAAGAGGCUUCCUGUUGGUUAUUGUGUCGCUUUUAAUCAAUUCUUACUACCUGAAGAGAGAUUAACUUCAGAGGAGGACAUUUAAAGAGAGAAAGAGAGACAAAGAAAAACAGAGGAAACAUGAAAAAAAAAAAAAAGGAGGUGAGAACGCUGAUUCAUCAUUUUUGGAGCAAUGAGGGUUAAACCACCAGCUUUUAUAUGAUGAAAUUGUUUCAAGAAAUCAAUAAUUCCACGUGCUUAACGCUUUUAUGUAGAUGAUCUAACAACUAUACACACUCAACGAUAUUUAAGAGCAGAGAUAAUGACGACAGAGUGAAUUUAAGUGUUCCGUUUCAUUCUUUGUGAAUGCCUAAUUUCAGAAUCCAUUAAAAAGCUCAAUAAAAUAUUUUACU